AGGGGCCGGGGGGCGGCAGUGGCGGCUUCACGCGCGCGCGCUCGCGGGUGCGAACGGGAAACGCCGCGAGGGCCGGAGCGGGCUGGGCGGUGGGGAUUACCGACGGUGACGAUGGCCGCGGUAGCGGGCGGUGGCGGGCCGGGAGCGUCUGCGGGCUCCGCGGGCUCGGGAGCUGCAGGAACGGCUGCGGGUCUGACCGUUUAUCGGCGGAAGGACGGCGGGCCAGCCAGCAAGUUUUGGGAGAGCCCGGAGACGGUGUCCCAGCUGGAUUCGGUGCGGGUCUGGCUGGGCAAGCACUACAAGAAGUAUGUUCAUGCGGAUGCUCCUACCAAUAAAACGCUGGCUGGGCUGGUGGUACAGCUUCUCCAGUUCCAGGAAGAUGCCUUUGGGAAACAUGUCACCAACCCAGCCUUUACCAAACUCCCUGCAAAAUGUUUCAUGGAUUUCAAAGCUGGUGGCACCUUGUGUCACAUUCUUGGAGCUGCUUACAAGUAUAAAAAUGAGCAGGGAUGGCGGAGAUUUGAUCUACAGAAUCCAUCCCGAAUGGAUCGUAAUGUUGAAAUGUUUAUGAAUAUUGAGAAAACAUUGGUACAGAACAAUUGUCUGAUCAGACCCAACAUCUACCUCAUUCCAGACAUUGAUCUGAAAUUGGCUAGCAAAUUGAAAGAUAUCGUCAAACGACAUCAGGGGACAUUUACUGAUGAUAAAUCAAAAGCUUCUCACCAUAUUUAUCCAUAUUCUUCCUCACAAGAGGAUGAAGAAUGGUUGAGACCAGUGAUGAGAAAAGACAAGCAGGUGUUAGUGCAUUGGGGCUUUUACCCAGACAGUUAUGAUACUUGGGUCCAUAGUAAUGAUGUCGAUGCUGAAAUUGAAGAUCCACCAAUUCCAGAAAAGCCAUGGAAGGUUCAUGUGAAAUGGAUUUUGGACACUGAUAUUUUUAAUGAAUGGAUGAAUGAGGAGGAUUAUGAGGUGGAUGAGAAUAGGAAGCCUGUGAGUUUUCGUCAGCGAAUUUCAACAAAGAAUGAAGAGUCAGUUAGAAGUCCAGAGAGAAGAGAUAGAAAAGCAUCAGCUAAUGCUCGGAAGAGAAAACAUUCGCCUUCACCCCCUCCUCCCACACCCACAGAAUCACGAAAGAAGAGUGGAAAGAAAGGCCAAGCUAGUCUUUAUGGGAAACGCAGAAGUCAGAAAGAGGAAGAUGAGCAAGAAGAUCUUACUAAGGAUAUGGAAGACCCCACACCUGUACCCAACAUAGAGGAAGUAGUACUUCCCAAAAAUGUGAACCCAAAGAAAGAUAGUGAAAAUACACCUGUUAAAGGAGGAACUGUAGCAGAUCUAGAUGAGCAAGAUGAAGAAACAGUGACAACAGGAGGAAAGGAAGAUGAAGAUCCUAGCAAAGGUGAUCAGAGUCGGUCAGUUGACCCUAGUGAAGAUAAUGUGACAGAGCAGACCAAUCACAUCAUUAUUCCUAGCUACGCAUCAUGGUUUGAUUAUAAUUGUAUUCAUGUGAUUGAACGACGUGCUCUUCCUGAGUUCUUCAAUGGAAAAAACAAAUCCAAGACUCCAGAAAUAUACUUGGCAUAUCGAAAUUUUAUGAUUGACACGUAUCGUCUUAACCCCCAAGAGUACUUAACCAGCACUGCUUGUCGGAGGAACUUGACUGGAGAUGUGUGUGCUGUGAUGAGGGUUCAUGCCUUUUUAGAGCAAUGGGGACUUGUUAAUUACCAAGUCGAUCCAGAAAGUAGACCCAUGGCAAUGGGACCUCCUCCUACUCCUCAUUUUAAUGUACUAGCUGAUACCCCCUCCGGGCUUGUGCCACUGCAUCUUCGGUCACCUCAGGUUCCUGCUGCUCAACAGAUGUUAAAUUUUCCUGAAAAGAACAAGGAAAAACCUAUUGAUUUGCAGAACUUUGGUCUCCGUACUGACAUUUACUCCAAGAAAACAUUAGCAAAGAGUAAAGGUGCUAGUGCUGGAAGAGAAUGGACUGAACAGGAGACCCUUCUACUCCUCGAGGCCCUGGAGAUGUACAAGGAUGAUUGGAACAAAGUGUCAGAACAUGUUGGAAGUCGUACUCAGGAUGAAUGUAUCCUCCAUUUCUUGAGGCUUCCCAUUGAGGACCCAUACCUUGAGAAUUCAGAUGCUUCCCUUGGGCCUCUGGCCUACCAACCUGUUCCCUUCAGUCAGUCAGGAAACCCCGUCAUGAGUACUGUUGCUUUUUUGGCAUCUGUAGUGGACCCUCGUGUGGCAUCUGCUGCAGCUAAAGCGGCUUUGGAGGAGUUUUCUCGGGUCCGGGAGGAGGUACCACUGGAAUUGGUUGAAGCUCAUGUCAAGAAAGUACAAGAAGCAGCCCGAGCCUCUGGGAAAGUGGAUCCCACCUACGGUCUGGAAAGCAGCUGUAUUGCAGGCACAGGGCCUGAUGAGCCAGAAAAGUUGGAAGGAGCUGAAGAGGAAAAAAUGGAAAUAGACCCUGAUGGUCAGCAGCCUGAAAAGGCAGAAAGCAAAGUGGAAAAUGAAACAGAAGAAAGUGGUAAAGCACAAGAUGGAGAAAAUGAAAAAAACAGUGAGAAGGAACAGGAUAGUGAAGUUAGUGAGGAUACCAAAUCAGAAGAAAAGGAAACUGAAGAGAACAAAGAACUCACUGAUACAUGCAAAGAAAGAGAAAGUGAUAUCGGGAAGAAGAAAGUAGAACAUGAAAUUUCUGAAGGAAAUGUUGCCACAGCGGCAGCAGCUGCUCUUGCCUCAGCAGCUACUAAAGCCAAGCAUCUUGCUGCUGUGGAAGAGAGAAAGAUCAAGUCCCUAGUAGCUCUCCUUGUCGAGACACAAAUGAAGAAACUAGAGAUCAAACUUCGACAUUUUGAGGAGCUGGAAACUAUCAUGGACAGAGAAAAAGAGGCUCUUGAACAACAGAGGCAGCAGUUGCUUACUGAACGCCAGAACUUCCACAUGGAACAGCUAAAGUAUGCUGAAUUACGAGCCCGACAGCAAAUGGAACAGCAGCAGCAUGGCCAGAAUCCUCAACAGUCACACCAGCACUCAGGAGGACCAGGUCUAGCCCCACUUGGAGCAGCAGGGCACCCCAGUAUGAUGCCUCAUCAGCAGCCCCCUCCCUACCCUCUAAUGCACCACCAGAUGCCACCACCUCAUCCACCCCAGCCAGGUCAGAUACCAGGUCCAGGUUCCAUCAUACCUGGACAGCCCAUGCCAGGCCGCAUGAUUUCCACUGUUGCAGCCAACAUCCACCCUUCUGGAAGUGGCCCUACCCCUCCUGGUAUGCCUCCAAUGCCAGGAAAUAUCUUAGGACCCCGAGUACCCCUCACAGCACCUAACGGCAUGUAUCCCCCUCCACCGCCGCAACAGCAGCAGCAGCAACCGCCACCACCACCAACUGCUGAUGGGGUCCCUCCACCUCCUCCAGGACCACCAGCCUCGGCCGCUCCUUAGCCUGGAAGAUAGAGGGAAUACUCAUGCCCACUGCCAUUAGCUGGAGUGGGGAUGACGAGACUUGUGUUUCUCAGCUUUCUUGGGUUUCUUUCAGGAUUUUUUCUUCUUACAGCCCCAAGUACAUGUUCCUCCCCACUCCUCUUGCUACCCCUCUCCAUGCUCUGACACUUCUUGUGUCAGGUCCUCAGCCAACACUCAAGGAGAAACCUGUGAUGAUGGUGUGUCCUGGUCAUCCUAAAAAUAACUUAUAUCUCCCCUGUUCUGGGGUAGGGGUGUGUUGACAGUUUGUCACCAUUAGUAUUCUAUAUCUUUAUCACUUUUGCUCUCCUGCAGUUUUUUGCUUUGUCUUAUGCUUCUAUGGAUAAUACUCUACAGUCAUUACCUUCUUUCUUUCUGUUGUCAUUAUUGUUUUAAGGGAGAGCAACCUAAGUUAAUAGGAACCAAAAAAUAGUAGUGGGCAGAAGGGGAUAGCCAUAGGGGAUAAACCUUAAGGCAUUAUAAGUGACCUUAUUUCUGCUUAUCUGAGCUAAGAGUGGUGCUGGUAGUGAAUUGUGACAGAUAAUUGCACCAAAAUUAAAAGAGAUGGGGAAGGAGGACCUCACUUGAUUUUAUUCCCUAGUGAGGACUGUGAGGGCCUCCACCCUGUCUGGCAGAACAUACCACUUUAGCUAGUACAUGGUAGAGGAGAGCACAACAUUAGAACAAAUUAACUCCUUCCCCAGGCUUAUUGGUUCUGGUUUUCUAUGCAGAUGAUUUGUUGGAUGGGGGAUGGGGGGGGUGUUUUGUUUUUCUGGGGGCAGUGUGAGCUUUUGAGUGUUGGAAUAUUGGGAGGCAUUCUUUAGUUUCCUAGGCUACCCAAGAAUGUUUUAGGAGUCUGGGGCAAUGGCCCCACACCGAAUCAAGCCUACUAUUCACUGCUUUGUGUGCAUUCUUUUUUUUUUUUUUCCUUCCUCUUAAAAAAAAAAACCUUUAAAAGAAAAAAAAGUAGAUAGUGCUAAACACUUUAGCUUGUGGAACUUGGUUAGGAUGGCUGUUGGUACAGGUCCCCAAACUACCUCUUGCAGUAGCCAGGGUGAGUGGAAUUUUGUGAAGCGGUACUUUAGAUUUGGGAUGGGAUUGGACAAGCAAUGCAGGAUCAUCAACUUCUUGUACAUAUCUAUCUUCUCCCUUCCCUUCCUUAAGAUCUCACAUUCCAUCUAUCAUAGAGCCUUCAAAGAGAUGCUGAAGGUACCAAGGAAUUCUCUUGGCAGUCAGAGCAUCAUGCUUUGAGGUUUAAGGUGCUCAUACUGGGAAGUGGAAUGCCAUUCCAGAGGAAGAGCCACAAAAUGCCUUAAUUUGAGCCCUUAUCUGUGCUGAUGAGUUACUUUAGAGUCUUGGUUUUCUCUUGUCCUUCCCUCCCAUCUAUCCUUUUAUGAAUGGAGAAAAGGGUUUUUUUGGUAGAGCUUGGUUUCCAAAGCGCCUGGCUUCUUCACUUCAAAUUCUUUAAGUGGCAGUUCCAUUAUUUAGAAUGCAAGGUGGAACAUCUUUUGGAUAUCUUUUUCUACAUAUUUCCUAAAGCUUUGCAUACUAGAGGGUGUAGGGAGGUGUUUGUAAAACAUCUUAGAACCUUUUUCCUUAAUAUCAGAAAGUAAAAAAAUAAAACCACAAUUGAGAUUUGCCUUUUAAACCCUCAGGUUUGCCUCUAAUCAGCGACCCUGGUUGCCAUCAGAGUACUGGAAUACUGGAAGCAAAGAGACCUUGUUCCUUUUUAUGUGUUUGUUCUGGACUUUUGGUGUGGAAAUGAGAAUGAGCUUAUUCCUACUGAAGUUUAGUUCCAAUGCAUUUGCCUCCAGAAAGACUCCAGUGCCUUUUGAUAAUGACCAGGGUUUUCCUUACUUCCUGCCAGUCUUUCCCAAAGGAAACUUAUUCCAAAUAUUUACCUUUUCCCCUGGAGUUCUAGAAGUAGAAUGGAAUUCUGGUUCAUACUGUGGUCCCUUAUAACCUCAGGUCUUUAAUGUGAUCACUUUCAAAUUUAAACAAUUCCAGGUGGAAAUAUUUUUACUAUGCUGGUAAUAAUCCUACAAAAUACCUGAAUUCUUAACACUGUUACGUUUCAGAGUAAGUGUUGACUUUUUCUUUUCAUGUCUUCAAUGUGGUUUUAUUCCUGUAAUACAGCUGCCUGAUUGGGGGGGUGGGGGAAUAAUACGUGGUUUUUGUACAAAAGUGUUUCUCAGUGUGUUGUUAUUUUGGAAAAAUGAGGGGAGGGAGCUUUGAGAGAUGGGAGGAAUGGAUGAAGAAGAGCAAAUCUCCCUCUUUUUCAGUGAAUAAAUGAAACACCAUUUCUGGA
This is a messenger RNA of Nycticebus coucang (slow loris), 5764 nucleotides long. RefSeq names its product SWI/SNF related, matrix associated, actin dependent regulator of chromatin subfamily c member 1 (gene SMARCC1). The record is from RefSeq and is a predicted model, not a curated record. The coding region runs from base 112 to 3438 and encodes 1108 amino acids. Gene Ontology annotation, molecular function: histone binding; nucleosomal DNA binding. NCBI's taxonomy places the organism in Eukaryota, Metazoa, Chordata, Mammalia, Primates, Lorisidae. Gene Ontology annotation, cellular component: npBAF complex; SWI/SNF complex; nBAF complex. The transcript has 28 exons. Gene Ontology annotation, biological process: positive regulation of DNA-templated transcription.